Messenger RNA from Drosophila serrata, 1532 nucleotides. It is a transcript of the gene polyph, whose product is annotated as polyphemus. Gene Ontology annotation, cellular component: vacuolar membrane. The record is from RefSeq and is a predicted model, not a curated record. Lineage: Eukaryota; Metazoa; Arthropoda; Insecta; Diptera; Drosophilidae. Gene Ontology annotation, biological process: amino acid transmembrane transport. Gene Ontology annotation, molecular function: L-amino acid transmembrane transporter activity.
AUUGUCAAAAGUUGGAAACGAUUUUCGUUGAUUUUGUUUUCGUUUUUUUGUUGCUACUCUUGCUGAUGUUGCUGUUGGCUGCCGCUGCUGACUUUUGGCAAUGGAGCCAAAGCAGCCGGAUCAGGGCCAGGCCCAAAAGCAGGACCCAGGUCCUGCGGCCCCCAAUGAGCCCUUGAGCAUAGCGCAGUCCAUGGCUUCAUUUUACAAAUAUGAUCCCUAUGCAAAGCGAACCGUGGAGAAGCCCUUGACUAACUGUGACGCCUUCAUCUCGCUGCUGAAGUGCGUAAUUGGAACGGGUAUUUUGGCAAUGCCACUGGCCUUUCGCUGCUCGGGCAUUGUAGUUGGCAUUGUGAUGUCUGCCCUUUUGAUGGUCCUACUGACAUACUGCAUCCAUUUGCUGAUUUCCAGCAUGACUGAGUGCUGUCGGAGGCGUCAGGUGCCGCAGGUCUCAAUGCCGGAGGCUGUGAAGAUCUCCUACGAGGAGGGUCCUCGUUGCGUGCAGUGCCUGGGUUCCGCUGCUGGCAUUAUGACCAGCUGUGUCCUGGUCAUUGGUCAGUUCCUGCUGUGCUCCGUGUAUUUGGUAUUCGUGUCCAAGAACUACAAGGAGAUUGGGGAUUAUCACUUUGGGAAGACCUACGAGGCGUAUUACGUCAUGUGCCUUUGUCUAGUGCUUCUGCCGCUCUUCCUGAUCCGUCAACUUAAGUAUCUGGUGCCUUUGAAUAUACUCUCGAACAUCCUGUUGUAUGUGGGCUUCAUCCUGAUCAUGUAUUACUUGUUCAGUGAUCUGCCCAGCAUCAACGAUAGAGUCUUAGCUCAGCCACCUCUCGAAUGGAUCGAGUUUUUUGGCAUUGCUGCCUUUUCCCUGACUGCCGUGGGUUCGAUGCUUGUCGUAGAGGCGAAUAUGGCGCAUCCCCAAAACUAUCUGGGCCUCUUUGGAGUCCUCAAUCUGGCUGUAUUCUUUAUCCUGUUUUCGAAUUUAUUCUUCGGAAUAAUGGGUUACUGGCGAUUCGGCGAGAGUGUUGAGGCCAGCGUCACACUCAAUAUUCCGCAGAGUGAAAUUUUAUCACAGGUAAUUAAGUUUUGCAUAGCCACAGGGAUCCUGCUCAGCUAUCCCCUGCAUGGCUUUGUGGUGAUCACUGUGAUCUUCUGCGACUACAGUCAGACUGAGGAGAAGAAAAAGCAUCGAAUUCUGAUUGAGUACUUGGUUCGCAUUAUAUUUCUGUUGUUAACAGGAGUGGUGGCCAUUGUCAUGCCCAAUUUGGCAGCUCUCACGGAGCUGGAGGGUGCCUUUUCGCUGAGCAAUCUGAACUUGCUGUGUCCCGCCCUGAUGGAUAUAUUCCUGUGCUAUGGUAAGGGCUAUGGCCGCCUGAAAUGGAGACUGAUUCGCGACUUGGUGCUCAUCCUGAUCGGACUUAUCUUUGGCGUGGUUGGCUGUGCGAUGGCCAUAAGGCAGCUGAUACACGACAUCCGGAUGACUCUCAGCCAGAUGUAGGAAGAGAGGCUUUCCCAUUGGAUUUCUCUUACUGUUGGGG